Messenger RNA from Heterocephalus glaber (naked mole-rat), 4026 nucleotides. NCBI's taxonomy places the organism in Eukaryota, Metazoa, Chordata, Mammalia, Rodentia, Bathyergidae. The record is from RefSeq and is a predicted model, not a curated record.
CCUUCUGUGAGACAAUAAGUGUUUUAAGGCCAUAUAUUCUCAGUGACUCCAAAGACAUUGCCACAGUACUGCAUAUUUUCAAUUAGAAGAUAAAUUAUAAGCACUACUGUAUUUUAAAUUUCUAAAUUCAUUUCAGACUUCUUCAUAUUCUGAAGUUCUAACCCAACUCCCCCAAUUUAGGAUCACCAGACUGUCAAUGUUUUUACACUUCAGGAUUCUUCCUGAAGGGGCUUGGCCCUGUAGACACACAGAAAUGGGAAAAAUCCAAUCAGGAUCCACAUAAUAGCAAGCUGGGUCUUUACUAAACCAAACCACAGCUACUAAUAAUCCCUACUAUGAACACAACAGAAACACUAAACACACUUAGUGUUCUGGUCAGAAUCCGGCCUCCAGGGUGGCCACCAGCAGAGGGAGCCCGUCACCUGCUCAGUCCUCCUCAGAGACUAGGGGCUCAUGAGACUCCUGCCCCCUUCUGCUUGCCCUCUGCUUCACCACACGGGAGAUGACACUUGUGUGACAGCAAGGGCAUUAGGGCAUUAGAAAGCCUUCGUACUGAAGACAGAGCCAACUCAAGCUCAAUAGCUUCAUUAGUGUCACAACUACUUAUAAGAGGCUGUACUUCUCUAUUCCUCUCUUCUCUAACCUAGAAAUAAACUUGAAAGAAAACAGUGGUCUUCAAAAGACACUGGGCUGAGGAAACCCAAAGAAUGGUGUCUCCUAGGGCAGUGAACAAGGACAUUUAAGUGUACCAGAACCCCAAAGGCACUAUGGUGGUAAUAGUAACCAAAGUGAGGAAACCCUGAGGGUUAGCUGAAAACCAGGAGCAGGGCAGGGAACAUCUUUGUGAAUGGAUUUUAUAUUUUCUGCAGUUCUGGGGCUUGAAUGCAAGGCUCUCUCAUAAAAGGUAGACACUCUAGCACUGAGCUACAUACCGAGUUCAGGGGUAGGUUUUAUUGAAGGUUCUGAUAAAGGUUCUUUCUCAAAUCCCUGCAGCACACACCUCCUCCAGCCUGGAUGCCCUGCUCCAUCUCCCUGCUCUCCAAGCUGCCCUUCAGGUUUCUGGGGAAACAGGGGUUAUCACCUGUGGCCCGCGGGAAUCCCUAAAAGUGCUUAGUUCUCAGAGACAACUUUGCUGCUUCAAAGUUGCUUUCCUGCGCCAGGGAUUUAGCUCAGUGGUUCCACCGCCUGCCUUGCAAGUGCGAGGUCCUGAGUUCGAUCCCCAGUACCAAAAAAACAAACACACAAAGUUGCUUUCCUUGGUUCUUGAAACUGAUUCUCCUCUACCUCAGUGGCAGCCAUUUUGGAUUUCCUGCCUGGAUUCUCACUUGCUCACUUGCCCUAACUAGUGAGAAAAGAAUGUGUGUAGGCAAAUGUUUUAUCAACUCAUUUUGGGCAUCGAGGGCAGAUUCCACUUGAAAUAGACCUAAAAUUGCCACUGGAAAGAGCAAGGCAGCGGUUUCCAUCAUUGUUCUGUGGACUGACUGAAAGUUCCCUCAGAGACCAGACUCUGAGGCCCACAUAGGCUGUGGAACUGCUCCCAACUCACCCAUAGGAGCUGCCAGGAUAUAGCUUUGAUAUCAGGGAACCAGUUAGAAUGCUCUAAAACAUCAUUCUAUUAUUUAUUAAAACAUAACCACUACUAACCUAAAUCAUAUCCUAUAGGCCUCUGCAACAAUUCCCACAAAAUCCAAAUAUCCUCAUCUCUCCCCAUAAACUCUGAGUAAACUCCCAGAAGAAGUCAUUUGCCCUGUGCUUAUCUGCUAGAGCUUAUCUAAGGGUCCCUACAAAACUACCUUUAUUUGGCUGACUAUUCCCAUACCAACCUUCUUAAAAAGGAGUUAAAUGCUCUAAAAUCAAACAGAAAACAUACAUAACACAUACUUAAAACAGCCAUGUAAACUACCAGAAAUAGGACACCACCACACACCUGGUCUCUGGUCUCCUGGGGAGCCUCUGCUGCUUCUGGGCUUCUCUCCCCUGCCCCUUCACUAUAUACCCUCACCCUGAACAAAGCUUACCACACUAUUUCUACUCCGUUUCCACCCAGGCUGCACAAAACCCCACAAGAGGAGGAAGAAGAUGGGGGAUGAAGAGAAGGAAGCAAAACCACCACCACCACCACACUAUCCAGCUGGCAAAGAAAGCCACAAACUGGACCUUCACAAUUUGUAAUACUAUGUGUGUGACAACCAAUGAAAAUUCCUAGGCAGGCUAAAAGACAGGACCACAUGACUAAAAAACAAAAGACAAGUUGACAACAGAAAGACCCACAGAUAAUCCAGAGACUGCAGUCAUUCUGACAUAAGUCUUUAUGGGCUGUGGUGAGGCAGCACCUUAGGGAGGAGCCCCAGGCCUGACUCCCUGCCCUGCCAGGCUGGAGCACGCCCAAAACCCGAAAGCCGAAAGCUGAAACCCGCUGGCCAGGUAGCGGAGGUGCGGGGACUCAGUGGUGCCACAAGCCACUUUCUUCUUCCUCAAUAACAUCUCCCUGGAUGGCCAGCCCCCUCAGCCUGGGCCCCCAGUGGUAAGAAGACCCUGCGGCUGCCCCUGCUCCCCCCACCAUCCCCCAGCUGAGUGCCAGUGUGGUGCCCCAGGGCCUGCUCAUCCCCACAGCAGCAUUAGAGGAGGCAAGUCACAUCCCAGUGCUGCUCCCUGAAAGACACAGUGGGCUGCACCUCCGUACAGAGAACCAAACAUGUACCUGGGUCGCCUAGACACAAAGGCCUGAAGACCCACUUCAUCAAGAACAUGAGGCAGUAUGACACGAACAGAAGGAUCGUGCUCAUCUGUGCCAAGCGGUCCCUGUGCACGGCCUUCUCAGUCCUGCCCUAUGGAGAAGGCCUUCGGAUCAGUGACCUAAGGGUGGAGAGCCAGAAGCAGAGGCAUCCCUCCGGUGGCGUGUCUGUUUCUUCCGAGUUGGUCUUUGAAUUGGAAGGUGUUGAACUGGAAGCAGAUGGAAAGGUUGUCUCUUACGCAAAGUUCCUGUACCCUACCAAUGCUCUGGUUGCAUACAAGAGUGACAGACAUGGCCUGCCGCCCCAACCUCAGCCCAGCAUCACCCGGGCUCUGCCAGGGUCGAGACACAAACCUGCCAUUGCCAAGAUAACACCAGCUGGCACGGAACUAGGGAGCAAUGGGGGAGACAACCUGGAGUACAACCCCAACCUCCUGGACAACCCACAGUGGCCCUGUGGAAAGCACAAGUGUGUCCUCAUCUUUGCCUCAUACAUGACCACAGUGAUAGAAUGUGUGAAGUCCUCAGACCUCAAGAAGGACAUGAACAAGACCUUCAGAGAAAAGUUUCCACACAUCAAACUGACAUUGAGCAAAAUCAGGAGUAUGAAGUGGAAAAUGAGGAAGCUGUCUGAGAAGUGCAGCCUGGAGCCCGUGACUAUGUCCAUGGCCUAUGUAUACUAUGAGAAGCUCGUACUGCAGGGCAAGCUCAACAAACAGAACUGCAAACUGCACACUGGUGCCUGCGUGCUACUCACUGCCAAGAUCAGCAGUGACCUCCGCAAGAAAGAAGUGAAGCAACUUAACAGGUUGGAAGAAAUAUUCUGAUUCAACAAGUGAGAUCUCAUUGGUUUUUGAGUUCACAGUCCUCGUGGCUUUGAACUGGCCUUGUAUCUUCCAGAGAACCUCACUACAGUGUUACCUCACUACAGACGCCUCACCCAGCAGUUCUAGCCAGGCCACAGCCUCGCAGGAAGGCUAAUCAACAAGGAGGCCCCGGCACUGAGGCCUCCAACAUCUGUGUGUCCACCCCACCUUGCCCACUGCCCUUCUCUCUACGUCUGAGCUCUGUACCCAGUGCACCUCAUUUCUUUAAUCCACGUCUCCUUGGAAAGAGACAUUACUUUCGUCCAUAGUGCACCACACCUCCAAGAGUACCUCUGAGAAUUUCCCUGAAGCUUUACAUGAACACAGUGAAGGGUUUGACUGGUUUCUCAUGUGCCUGAGACCAGCCUGGCACCAGGACCUUUGCAUUUCAUUGUGUGGUGGUGAAGCCUCAUUUCGGACCGUCUU